Molecule: messenger RNA, 2089 nt
Organism: Microtus oregoni (creeping vole)
Lineage: Eukaryota; Metazoa; Chordata; Mammalia; Rodentia; Cricetidae
Gene: Traf4
Product: TNF receptor associated factor 4
Exons: 7
Coding region: 152-1564 (470 amino acids)
Biological process (GO): regulation of apoptotic process; signal transduction; positive regulation of JNK cascade
Molecular function (GO): protein binding; zinc ion binding
Source: RefSeq, a predicted model, not a curated record
CCUCUUCCGGCGGGCGGGGUUGCGGACCCGGGCCGCUCGCGGCCGCCAGUCGGCGCCGCCCGCAGCCGGGGGAACGCGGCCGGAGCAAGGCGCGGGCUGUGGGGCCGCCGCGUGCCCGGCCCCGCUCGCCCGUGCCCGCCGCCAGCCCGCCAUGCCCGGCUUCGACUACAAGUUCCUGGAGAAGCCCAAGCGGCGGCUGCUGUGCCCACUGUGCGGGAAGCCCAUGCGCGAGCCUGUGCAGGUGUCUACUUGCGGCCACCGCUUCUGCGACACCUGCCUGCAGGAGUUCCUCAGUGAAGGAGUCUUCAAAUGCCCUGAGGACCAGCUUCCUCUGGACUAUGCCAAGAUCUACCCAGACCCAGAGCUGGAGGUCCAAGUGUUAGGUUUGCCUAUCCGCUGCAUCCAUAGUGAGGAGGGCUGCCGCUGGAGCGGGCCGCUUCGCCACCUCCAGGGCCACUUGAACACUUGCAGCUUCAAUGUAGUCCCCUGCCCCAAUCGCUGCCCAGCCAAGCUGAGCCGGCGUGAUCUGCCUGCCCACUUGCAGCACGACUGCCCUAAGCGCCGCCUCAAGUGUGAAUUCUGUGGCUGUGACUUCAGUGGGGAGGCCUACGAGAGUCACGAGGGCAUGUGCCCCCAGGAGAGUGUAUACUGUGAGAACAAGUGUGGUGCCCGCAUGAUGAGGCGACUGUUGGCCCAGCAUGCCACUUCUGAGUGCCCCAAGCGCACCCAGCCUUGUGCCUACUGUACCAAGGAGUUUGUUUUUGACACCAUUCAGAGCCAUCAGUACCAGUGUCCACGGUUGCCUGUUCCUUGCCCAAACCAGUGUGGUGUGGGCACCGUGGCUCGGGAGGACCUGCCCAGCCACCUGAAGGAUAGCUGCAGCACUGCAUUGGUGCUCUGCCCUUUCAAGGAGUCCGGCUGUAAGCACAGGUGCCCUAAACUGGCAAUGGCACGUCACGUGGAGGAGAGUGUAAAGCCACAUCUGGCUAUGAUGUGUGCCCUGGUGAGCCGGCAGCGGCAAGAGCUGCAGGAGCUGCGGAGAGAGCUGGAGGAGCUAUCCAUAGGCAGUGAUGGCGUGCUCAUCUGGAAGAUCGGCAGCUAUGGGCGCCGUCUCCAAGAGGCCAAGGCCAAGCCUAACCUGGAGUGCUUCAGCCCGGCCUUUUACACACAUAAGUACGGUUACAAGCUGCAGGUGUCUGCAUUCCUCAAUGGCAACGGCAGCGGUGAGGGCACGCAUCUCUCCAUCUAUAUUCGUGUGUUACCAGGCGCCUUUGACAAUCUCCUUGAGUGGCCCUUUGCCCGUCGGGUCACCUUCUCCCUGUUGGAUCAGAGCGACCCAGGUCUGGCCAAGCCACAGCAUGUCACUGAGACCUUCCACCCUGAUCCAAACUGGAAGAACUUCCAAAAGCCCGGCACUUGGCGAGGCUCCCUGGAUGAGAGUUCUCUGGGCUUUGGCUACCCUAAAUUCAUCUCCCACCAGGACAUCCGAAAGCGAAAUUAUGUGCGGGAUGAUGCAGUCUUCAUCCGUGCCUCUGUCGAACUGCCCCGGAAGAUCCUCAGCUGAGAGUACAGCCUUCUGGGUCUAAGCAGGAAGGGGGGUGGGACAGGAUCUCAGCCACUGGCGGAAACGGGAGAGGGGGCCGGACCCCCUCUCAGCUACUUCUGCCUAGGUUGUUAGCCCACCACUUUCUCCCCACCACCACUACCACCACCACCCUUACCCUUCAGGUGCCUCCAAUUGGUGCUUCAGCCCUGGCCCCUGGGGGGAGCAGGUCUCGGGGUUAUCAAGGGCUGGAAACAAGUGAUCCCAGGGCCUGUCUCCCCUCCUGGGCAGGGCAGACAUGCCUUGGUGCCAGCCACAUUCUACCUGGACUGAGGGGCCUGCUCAGGUGCUAUGUCCCAAGAGCCAUAGUGGGGGUGGGGGGUAUUGGAAAAGGGAGGGGUAGUUAUAAGAAUCUGCCUUGAGAUGAAUUUCUCUUUCCACUUACCCAAUGCCGCCCUCUCUGGUUAUUUAUUUCUUCAGUGCUAGGAGGGCACAGCAGGGGAACUCUGAUUUUUAAUAAAUCCUGGAUUGUAUUUAUUAACUUGA